Molecule: messenger RNA, 933 nt
Organism: Prunus mume (Japanese apricot)
Lineage: Eukaryota; Viridiplantae; Streptophyta; Magnoliopsida; Rosales; Rosaceae
Product: putative glutathione S-transferase
Biological process (GO): glutathione metabolic process
Cellular component (GO): cytoplasm
Molecular function (GO): glutathione transferase activity
Source: RefSeq, a predicted model, not a curated record
ACACUAUAAAUACGACAAGAGCAAGCAACACAAACAAAGAAAGAUGAUCUAAUUAAGUACUAGGAAAAUUGUCAUGGCAACAGAUAAGGUUAAGCUUUUAGGGUAUGUUUUCAGUCCAUUUUCCCGUAGAGUGGAGUGGGCUCUGAAGCUGAAGGGCAUUGACUAUGAGUAUGUAGAAGAAGAUAUCUUCAACAAAAGCCCUCUUCUUCUGCAACUCAAUCCAGUUCGCAAAAAAGUUCCAGUUUUGGUUCAUGGCAACGAAGUGGUCUCUGAGUCAUUCACUAUUCUCGAAUAUAUUGAUGAGACAUGGAAGCAAAACCCAUUGUUGCCUCAAGAUCCUUAUGCAAGAGCCAUAUCACGCUUUUGGGCUAACUUCACGGAAGAGAAGGUUCUGGAUGCUGCAUUUACAGCUUUAAUAUGCUCCACAGGAGAGCAACAAGAAAAGGCUUUGAAAUCAACCAUUGAGGCCUUGGAACACAUAGAAGGAGACCUCAUGGGAAAGAAGAUUUUAGGAGGGGAAAGCAUUGGGUAUUUGGACAUUGCAAUGGGAUGGAUCUCUUACUGGCUGCCUAUUUGGGAGGAAGUAGGCUCCGGGCAGGUUUUGGACCCUUCAAAAUUUCCUGCAAUCAUUUCAUGGAUCAACAAAAUUCUUAGCCACCCUGUGAUCAAGGACAACUUACCUCCUCGAGACAAAGCGGUUGCUUAUUUUCAUGGGAGGAGAAAUUUUUACACUUCUGGGAAGACUUAGCCAUAGAUGCUCGUCUGCCCAUAUUGUACUAAUUUCUAAAACUAGAGUUACAAUAAAUGUGAUAUAUGUAAUAUGGUUAAGGUGUGUAUUAAGAGUAUUUUACCUUUGCUUCUGAAGUGUUAUGUUCGAAUCUCUCAUCCUAAUUACAGUUGUUUAAUAAAUUCUAUCGGCACACGCUUCAUGCA